AUGCAUCUGUGGGGAGGUGGGGGGAAUAAAAAACAGGAUAAAAGGCAACGGCAGCAAUCCAAUUCCCCUGAGGAGCAGGGCUCCAAAAAGAGGACUAAUUUGGAAGACGACUUCAUCAUGGACGUUAACAAAAUUAUGGAGAAAAUGGACGCACAGCACAAGGAAGUUUUGACAAAGCACACUGAAGUAUUUGAUCGACUUAAUAAAAUCGAAGGAAAAUGCGACAUUAAUUCGCAAAAGGCUUUUGCAGCAAUCGAAGAGCUAAAACGGGAGAAAUCCAUUGUUUUUUAUGGUUUUCCUGAAACUGGGACUGAGACACUCGAGACUCAAAUUGCGGAAGUGGAGAAACUGCUACAAAAAAUGGGAUUAAAUAACCCGAUUAUCGACGAUAUCUUUCGAAUGGGGAAGAAAACCCCGACAGAAAUUCAUCUUGCAAAGUGGGAAGAAGAAGCUUGGCAAAGGGGACCCGAUAGUGGAAAGAGACAAAACACAAGCGGAGAGAGCGGUCGAGAAAAAAUUCAUGGAAAAAUUCAAGGAAUUAAGGGCAGCGGACAAGGACAUACGGAUGGAUAUCUACAAAGGAAAGAUGACGAUAAAGAAGAACAAAACAAUCAUCAAAACCUUCACCUACGAUUCUACGAUGGAUACAAUUCAACAACAGUGACCUGGACGGCUCAUGGAACUUAUAACUCAUACCGAAUAAUGAAAAAGGAAGAAGUACCGCUCGAAUGGACUGAAUCAGUUACUUGCAUGAUAUUUAAAGAAGGGGAUGAAUCAAAUCCAGCGAACUACCGUCCCAUUUCCUUGCUCAAUACUAUGCUAAAGUUGUUUACACAAGUACUGUAUGGGAGACUAGUUAUUUGGGCAGAGAAGAACAAGUUAAUUCCUGAAUGCCAAGGAGGUUUUAGAAGUGGGCGAAGUUGCGAAGAUCAAAUUCUAUGCCUGCAGACAGCAAUACAUGCUAAAUUAAAGCAGGAGAAGGGAAAUGCACUUUUCGUAGACUUUGAGCGAUGUUUUAACACACUGCCUCACAAUAAAAUGUGGAACAAACUGUUCUCACUAGGAAUGUCUGGAAAAAUCAUUCGCAUAUUAAAAAGCUUAUAUGAAAAUGCAUCUACUAGAGUGAGAAUGGAACAUGGACUCACGCAACCCAUUGAUAUAACAGAGGGGGUCAUGCAAGGAGAAAUUGUAUCCCCUUUUCUAUAUAGUUUGUAUGUCUCCGAAAUGGAAAAAUUGCUCAUUAAUUCUAAUAUUCCUGGAGUUAAAAUCGAACGUGAUUUUUUCUUGCACUUAUUAUGUUACGCUGAUGACACCGUAGUGCUUGCUUCUACCCCCAUAAAUCUGCAACACAAAAUAAACAUCUUGAAGGAAUACUUCGAGGAGCUGGGACUAAAGGUUAACUUAAGCAAGACAAAGAUAAUGGUAUUAGGUAAGGUAAGGUAUAAGGUAAGGUAUUAUAAAUAGAUGCGUUCCUAGAUAUGUUGCUCGUUUAGAGUUCCCCAUAUGAAGAUGCACAUAAUCAAGCAAUGCCUGCACUAUAUGAUGAGGAUUUGUAAUAUGGAAGAGCAUCGCUAUACUAAGAGAUGCUUUAUUGCUUUACAUAAGGAGGUGAGGAGCGGAGAGUAUGGCCCACUGAACUGGGUUGGACAAGUAAAUAAGCUACUGGAAGAAAUGGGUUAUGGAAACUUUAUGCACUCUUUAGAUGCAUCUCUGAUCCCAGCAAUGCUGGAGCGAGUCAUUGAUAUUUCGCGUCAAGAGGACAUAAGUAAAGUGAACUGUUCCACAAGAUACAGCCACUACAAAGAACUCAUUAACUUGACACCAGGUCCAGCCCCUUAUCUUGAGUUCAAUUUGCCUUUUAAAAAAUUGACUCUAAUAGCACAAGCGAGACUAAAUUUAACAUCCUUCUACCAUGAGAAAUAUGUUCAUAAACUAAAUGUUGAUGAAAUCUGCAAUAUAUGUAACUGCAAGGAAGAGGAAUCUAUCUUUCAUGUGCUAUGGAACUGUAGGGUUUACGGUGGUAGUAGAAUGUGGAUACGAGAAC
Folsomia candida is the source of this 2044-nucleotide messenger RNA. RefSeq lists its product as uncharacterized. The transcript has 3 exons. Lineage: Eukaryota; Metazoa; Arthropoda; Collembola; Entomobryomorpha; Isotomidae. The coding region runs from base 1 to 1464 and encodes 487 amino acids. The record is from RefSeq and is a predicted model, not a curated record.